CAGAGUGUUCAAGAGCGUGCGCGUCUUUCAUCUUCACUCCCCAAAAAAUAUUCCUCCCCUGCGCCUCCUUCAUAAUAAACCAUUUAAACCAGUAUCAUAUUUAUAUAUGAGCAUCUAUAACCCGAGGAGUCACGUUUUUAAUUGGAGAUCUGGAAGGCGAUAAAAGAAGAAAAAAAUAAAUAAAUAACGUGUUGGUUUUAAAAAAAAAAAAAAAAUUUGGUGAGGGGGGAGAUUUCUAAUCGAAUACGGCUCUACAAAAAAGAAGUCCCGCCCGCUGUGUGUACCUGAUAUUUGACCACGCCCCCACCCCCCUCCUUAGAGGACUGACAAAGCAAAAGAAAACAGAGAGAAAUAAACGGAGAGAAACGCAAAGGAGGGAAGAAAGAGAAAGAAAGAAAAAGAAAAGAAAAAACGGCCGAAAAAAAGUGUAUUUGAAAAAAAAAAAUACAUUAAAGUCGAUUUAAAAAAAAAUAAAAUAAACGGAGGGGAAAGAAAGAAAGAAAGAAAGAAAGAAAGAAAGAAAGAAAGAAAGAAAGAAAGAAAGAAAGAAAGAAAGAAAGAAAGUGUAUUUGAAUACCACAUACCACAAAUACACACAGAUAUUCCAAUUUGUAGCAACAAAACGGUAUUAUUAUUAUUAUUAUUAUUAUUAUUAUUAUUAUUAUUAUUAUUAUUAAACACAUAAGGUAUAAACAAGCGCCAGACAUCUAAAAAAACAUUUCUAUCUAUCUAUCUAUCUAUCUAUCUAUCUAUCUAUCUAUCUAUCUAUCUAUCUAUCUAUCUAUCUAUCUAUCUAUCUAUCUAUCUAUCUAUCUAACGAAACAAACCGACAGAAUGCAUUGAAUUGAAUGUAUAACGAGGCUCCACGGAAAGCCUGCCUUUCAAAAAAAAACACUUCUGACAAAUUAAACUUGCGCGCACACACACACACACAGAACAAAAAUAAAUAAACAAAAACUCGUGCUCUUGCUCGAAUUCAAGCAAAAAAUAAAAUAAACACGCUCGCAAAAUUCACUCUCCAAAAAACUGCAGCUGACAAACGCCGCGGCUAUGAACGCGGAAAGCAACCCGAUUCUCGCUGAGCCCACGGCGCCCCCUAGCGCCGCCGCGGAGGAGGAGCCGCGCUGCCCCGCUCCCACAGCACAGCCCCAAACCGAACCUGAACCCCAAACCGAACCGGAACCGACCUUUCCCCAGGAGCCGGACCGAGCCACCGCGGUAAUCGUGGAUGAGAAGCGGCAGGAACACAGCAACGGCCACGCCCCGGCUGCGGCGGUCCGUCCCGCGGUGAGCACCGGGGAUCUCCACGCCACGCCGGACUUCAAGCGCCGGCAGGUCCACGAACCGCAUCACGGCCGCCGCUCCCGGGCCAGCAGCCGGUCCGAUUCGCUUUGCCACCUCCCGCACGUCGGCACCAGCUCGCCGCGGCCCAGCCUGUGUCGCCAGCACUCCAGCGCUACCAUCAGCGGGGUGGAGGCUGCGGGGAAGCCCCGAGAUUAUCUCAUCGCCUCCAUCCUGUCCUGCUUCUGCCCGGUGUGGCCGGUCAACAUCGUGGCGUUUGUCUACUCCGUCAUGUCUCGUAAUAGUUUUCAGCAGGGUGAUGUUGACGGGGCUCGGAGGCUGGGCAGUGUUGCGAAGCUCCUCAGCAUCGUGUCUCUAGUGGGCGGGAUUGUGAUCAUCGUGACCUCCUGCAUCGUCCACUGGGGUUUUUUGUCCUGAAUCGCGGAGCCACAUUGACCUCAAAAUACAGCCCCCCCCCCCCCUCCACCCCCCCCCCCCCCAAGAGAUCAGCCAAUGACAUCAUCAACUCUGCAUGAACACACUUCACAACGCGUCACGAGGAGGGAGGGAGAGAGGAGGGAGGAAACAACUGGAAUGCAUGACUGAUUGGAAGAGAAUGGAGGGAUGAAGAAAACGUCAGAAAAGGAAUAAACGAGAGGAGGAGGUGAAAAACAAGCUUAAAAAAACAACUAAACAAAGAAAAUACAGCUUUGAAAGAAAGAAAGAAAGAAAGAAAGAAAGAACGAAAGAAAGAAAGAGUCUCCCAAUUUCCAUUUCCACAGGUUCAAUUUUUGCGACUGGAUUUCUCCCAUAAACACACAUUGAAUUUACACUGAAGACGCUGAGAGAGACUUCUAGUGGAAACGUUUGCCAUUGAAUUUACACUGAAGAUGCUGAGAGAGACUUCUAGUGGAAACGUUUGCCAUUGAAUUUACACUGAAGACACUGAGAGAGACUUCUAGUGGAAACAUUUGCCAUUGAAUUUACACUGAAGACGCUGAGAAAGACUUCUAGUGGAAACGUUUGCCAUUGAAUUUACACUGAAGACACUGAGAGAGACUUCUAGUGGAAACGUUUGCCAUUGAAUUUACACUGAAGACACUGAGAGAGACUUCUAGUGGAAACGUUUGCCAUUGAAUUUACACUGAAGACGCUGAGAAAGACUUCUUGAAUAUUCUAUGUGUGGUAAAGCAUAGGGAAGCAUUGUAAAGCACAGAGAGGUCUGGUAAAGCAUAGGGAAGCAUUGUAAAGCACAGAGAGGUCUGGUAAAGCAUAGGGAAGCAUUGUAAAGCACAGAGAGGUCUGGUAAAGCACAGGGAAGCAUUGUAAAGCACAGAGAGGUCUGGUAAAGCAUAGGGAAGCAUUGUAAAGCACAGAGAGGUCUGGUAAAGCAUAGGGAAGCAUUGUAAAGCACAGAGAGGUAUGGUAAAGCAUAGGGAAGCAUUGUAAAGCACAGAGAGGUCUGGUAAAGCAUAGGGAAGCAUUGUAAAGCACAGAGAGGUGUGGUAAAGCAUAGGGAAGCAUUGUAAAGCACAGAGAGGUGUGGUAAAGCAUAGGGAAGCAUUGUAAAGCACAGAGAGGUCUGGUAAAGCAUAGGGAAGCAUUGUAAAGCACAGAGAGGUCUGGUAAAGCAUAGGGAAGCAUUGUAAAGCACAGAGGUCUGGUAAAGCAUAGGGAAGCAUUGUAAAGCACAGAGAGGUCUGGUAAAGCAUAGGGAAGCAUUGUAAAGCACAGAGAGGUCUGGUAAAGCAUAGGGAAGCAUUGUAAAGCACAGAGAGGUCUGGUAAAGCAUAGGGAAGCAUUGUAAAACACAGAGAGGUCUGGUAAAGCAUAGGGAAGCAUUGUAAAGCACAGAGAGGUGUGGUAAAGCAUAGGGAAGCAUUGUAAAGCACAGAGAGGUCUGGUAAAGCAUAGGGAAGCAUUGUAAAGCACAGAGAGGUCUGGUAAAGCAUAGGGAAGCAUUGUAAAGCACAGAGAGGUCUGGUAAAGCAUAGGGAAGCAUUGUAAAGCACAGAGAGGUCUGGUAAAGCAUAGGGAAGCAUUGUAAAGCACAGAGAGGUCUGGUAAAGCAUAGGGAAGCAUUGUAAAGCACAGAGAGGUCUGGUAAAGCAUAGGGAAGCAUUGUAAAGCACAGAGAGGUCUGGUAAAGCAUAGGGAAGCAUUGUAAAACACAGAGAGGUCUGGUAAAGCAUAGGGAAGCAUUGUAAAGCACAGAGAGGUGUGGUAAAGCAUAGGGAAGCAUUGUAAAGCACAGAGAGGUCUGGUAAAGCAUAGGGAAGCAUUGUAAAGCACAGAGAGGUGUGGUAAAGCAUAGGGAAGUAUUGUAAAGCACAGAGAGGUCUGGUAAAGCAUAGGGAGGCAUUGUAAAGCACAGAGAGGUCUGGUAAAGCAUAGGGAAGCAUUGUAAAGCACAGAGGUCUGGUAAAGCAUAGGGAAGCAUUGUAAAGCACAGAGAGGUCUGGUAAAGCAUAGGGAAGCAUUGUAAAGCACAGAGAGGUCUGGUAAAGCAUAGGGAAGCAUUGUAAAACACAGAGAGGUCUGGUAAAGCAUAGGGAAGCAUUGUAAAGCACAGAGAGGUCUGGUAAAGCAUAGGGAAGCAUUGUAAAGCACAGAGAGGUCUGGUAAAGCAUAGGGAAGCAUUGUAAAGCACAGAGAGGUCUGGUAAAGCAUAGGGAAGC
Acipenser ruthenus (sterlet) is the source of this 3959-nucleotide messenger RNA. Its product is annotated as proline-rich transmembrane protein 2-like. The record is from RefSeq and is a predicted model, not a curated record. Gene Ontology annotation, cellular component: membrane. Lineage: Eukaryota; Metazoa; Chordata; Actinopteri; Acipenseriformes; Acipenseridae. The transcript is spliced from 4 exons. Bases 1051 to 1719 code for a protein of 222 amino acids.